Messenger RNA from Wallemia mellicola CBS 633.66, 429 nucleotides. RefSeq lists its product as hypothetical. NCBI's taxonomy places the organism in Eukaryota, Fungi, Basidiomycota, Wallemiomycetes, Wallemiales, Wallemiaceae. Bases 1 to 429 code for a protein of 142 amino acids. The record is from RefSeq and is a predicted model, not a curated record. The transcript is spliced from 3 exons.
AUGAAAUUCGCUACUGCUCUCGCUCUCACUUCAGUCGCCGCCGGUGUCUCCGCUUGGUCAGACACUUUUGGCACAAUUGAUGACCAAUCAUUCUCGGUCGUAAUCAAGGACCCAUGGAAGUCCGGACUUGACCAUGCUAAUACCGCGGCUGUCAGUGUAAACACAAUUGAAAACUCACAGCCAUUCACAAGUCACAACACUUUCACUAUCUACGGUGAUCAAUGUACACAAUAUGUUGGACUUCCAGCUAGAGAUGAUCUUCCAUACCAACCACAAAUUCAUCUUGGUGCUAAUUUCUGUAACAGGAAGAACUUGGAUAAUCUCUGGAUCAACUACGCUAAUCAACAUCUUGAUGUCACUUCAGACAGUCGCUGUCUCCACAACCACGUUAUUAAGGAGACAAGAUGUGUUAUUCAAAACGAACCAUAA